Molecule: messenger RNA, 951 nt
Organism: Trichoplax adhaerens
Lineage: Eukaryota; Metazoa; Placozoa; Uniplacotomia; Trichoplacea; Trichoplacidae
Exons: 11
Coding region: 1-951 (316 amino acids)
Biological process (GO): protein dephosphorylation
Molecular function (GO): protein serine/threonine phosphatase activity; cation binding
Source: RefSeq, a predicted model, not a curated record
AUGGGUCAAACAUUAUCCGAGCCAAUAACCGAAAAAACAACGACGAUAUCCUAUAACGCAAACUACCAAGUUGCAUCAUCUUGUAUGCAAGGAUGGCGAGUACACAUGGAAGAUGCCCAUACUAUUGAUCUGAAUUUGAAUGGUGGACAAGAUGUAUUUUUUGGCGUUUAUGAUGGCCAUGGCGGUGCUCGUGUCGCUAAAUAUGCAGAAAGUCAUGUCCAUAAAGUUAUUGUUAAGCAACCAGAGUUUGGACGUGGUAAUGUUACUGAAGCUAUCAAGAAGGGUUUCUUGGAAGUAGAUGAAUUAAUGCAGAGAGAUGACAAUUUUACCGACGAAGUAUCUGGCACUACUGCUGUAACAGUACUCAUUAAAGAUGAAAAACUAUACUGCGGAAAUGUAGGUGACUCCAGGGCUAUAGCAUGUGUCGAUGGCAAAUUGGUACCACUCUCUUUCGAUCAUAAACCAAACAAUGAAGGAGAGUCAAGACGUAUUAUUGCCGCUGGAGGAUGGAUAGAAUUUAAUAGAGUUAACGGUAGUUUAGCCCUGUCCAGAGCUCUUGGUGAUUUUAGUUUCAAAGGAAAUAAGACCAAGAAUGCUAAAGAACAAAUGGUUACUGCUUUUCCCGAUGUAAUUGAUCACGAUGUAACCAAUAAAUACGAAUUUAUAGUUUUGGCCUGUGAUGGUAUUUGGGAUGUAUUGAGUAGUGAAGAAGUUCUUGAUUUUGUUAGACAUAGGAUAUCAGAGCAGAAACCAUUGCAGCAAAUUUGUGAAGAAUUGUUAAGUCGUUGCUUGGCACCUGAUUGCUUUAUGGGAGGACUUGGGUGCGAUAAUAUGACAGUAAUCAUUGUAUGUUUCUUGAAUGGUGGUACCUACGAAGCAUUAGCGGCAAGAUGUCGAAGUUCAAGAGCAGCCAACGGUAAUGAAAAUGUUGUAAAACCGUCUGAUAACUAA